Molecule: messenger RNA, 2468 nt
Organism: Xiphias gladius (swordfish)
Lineage: Eukaryota; Metazoa; Chordata; Actinopteri; Istiophoriformes; Xiphiidae
Gene: gramd2aa
Product: GRAM domain containing 2Aa
Exons: 12
Coding region: 267-1451 (394 amino acids)
Biological process (GO): regulation of store-operated calcium entry
Cellular component (GO): extrinsic component of cytoplasmic side of plasma membrane; endoplasmic reticulum membrane; organelle membrane contact site
Molecular function (GO): phosphatidylinositol-4,5-bisphosphate binding
Source: RefSeq, a predicted model, not a curated record
GCGGGCGACGAGGUUGCAGCUCCGUCGGCGCGACUCUCUGCUUCGGCGUUCGUGAUUUGUCUCGAGCUUUUUUUCCCCCCCUUUGCUUUUUCUUUUUUUUUUUUCUUUUGCGAUGUUUUUCGCGGACGACGAGCGUAAAAUGGUUCCGCGGAGAAAUGCAGCUCGGCCCUGAGGAGAUCCCCGCGGAGCCACAAGAGGCCACGAAACAGCGGAGAGAGUAGCGGCGGCGUUGGCGGCGGCGCCGCGUGAGGCUCAGGGCGAGGAGCAUGACUGAGCAGCAGGAGCAGAGCGAAGAAACAGGCCUGCUCUCAACUCAGGGCCUGGACCCCUCCAAGGACGACGACACACACGGCCACUUCAGGUUUCAGCUGAUUGAAGACCUGUCCUACGAAGACGUGAAGAAAUGUUACAGGGGCUCGUGUGUGUCUUGCAGCAGCUUGCUCCAGGCCUUGGAUGUGCGCGAGUGUGUGUGUGUGUACGGUGCCAACGUGCUGAGCCUGGUGCAGAACUCACGUCCCUUGAGGGAGAGGGUGGUGUCUGCGGCGAGCGGAGCCGGAGUGGCCGGUGGUGGCGGAGUGGCCGGUGGUGCCGGCGGUGCUAGUGCUGUGCAGGCCGGCCGGUCCACCAAGGAGCUGCUCAUGACUCUGCCCUGUCCCUCUGCGCAGACUGUCAGCAAGUACAACUCGCAGUACCACAAACUGUUCCAGUGUGUGCCCAAGGAUGAGAUACUCAUGAAAGUGUACUCCUGUGCUCUUCUCAGAGAUAUUCUUCUACAAGGCCGGCUCUACAUUUCCAGAAACUGGCUGUGUUUCUAUGCCAACCUCUUUGGCAAAGACAUCAAGGUGGCGAUCCCUGUCAUUUCUGUGAGGCUGGUGAAGAAGCACAAAACAGCGGGCCUCGUGCCCAAUGGCUUGGCUAUCACCACAGACACCAGCCAGAAGUAUGUAUUUGUAUCUUUGCUAUCAAGAGACAGUGUAUAUGACGUCCUUCGCAGGAUCUGCACACACCUACAGGUCAAUGGGAAGAGUCUGAGCUUGAAGCAGUUCAUGGAGGAGCCGACCUUAUCGUUGGACGAGUUCCCCGCUCCAGACGAAUUCCCAGUGGUUGACGAAUUCCCAUCAGUGUUAAAGUGGAGAAGAAAACCCUCAGUGGUGUCUGUGUCCUCCUCCCUCCCUGACCUCCUGGGGAACUCCACGAGCAGCCUGAGCGCCACAGACACACCCUUCAAAUCAGAACAGCUGCUGGAAGAGCGAGCCCUGCAGACAGACAGAGGUCUUUUAUCAGAGCCAGUGGCGGAGCUGGGCCAGAUGGAGUACCAGCUGCUCAAGUUCUUCACCCUGCUUAUUAUCCUCCUCAUCCUGUCGUCCUGCUACUUGGCCUUUCGUGUGUGCAGUUUGGAGCAACAGCUGUCCUUCCUCAAUAACCCAAAUCUGCCCCUGAGAGAGAGGUAACCACUGCUCUCCGCUGUGACCCAUCGGAUUGGCUGCUCUUUCCUCUUCUCAUGCCCGACACCAGCUGCAACACAUGAAGGAGCAACGUCAACCCGACUCCGGGCAUCUUACGAACCUUCUCACCACGGAAUGAGUUCCUAUUCAGUGAUCACUUUCAGACUAUGCAAACAGACUGUCUAUUUAUUUUUUAAUAUAAAGUAGGUUUUACUUUAGAACAUGAUUGUCUACCAUGGCCUGUCCCUCUCAUAGACAUGUCAUCUUUAACCACAUGACGCUGCAGUGUAAAUAGAUCCUCAAAUAGACAGCAGAUUACAGUUGAACCCGCUGUUUGUGGCACUGAUGAAGGUAGAGGCGGUGAUGGAGACUAGAGGUGAGGUUGGUGCUGGAGGAUGGAAAGGUAAGAGAUAAUUCAACACAUUGAUUACUUGAAAAGACUGAUAGCAAAAACAUUUCAGGUGAGUUGUGGUGUUUGCAGUCAUGACUCAUCAAUUAAUAUGUGACAUAUUCUGACAACAAGAGGACUAAACAAAAUGUUUUUCUUUCUGGUGAGAUCUUGCCAUAGCCCUCAGAAGAAGGCUAAAAUUAGCUACUACAAUGCACUUUUUAAAAUAUGUCCACAUUAUUUCAAAUUUUAAAAAAUCUUGUUAAUAGGUACUCAGUUGUCAUUUUUGAAAGUAUUUAUGGAAGGAAGUCAUGUUAUGACUACAGACUCUUGACUGAUUGAAGUUACCUGUCAUUUAACUCUGAUAUAGUGGAGCAAUAACACCAAUUGUGGAUGUUAAAUAUAAUGUGAAUAAGAUGGUUAGAUGACAUGCAUGAUUUUUGUUUUUAGUUGUACCCAUCUGCUGAGUGAAAGGAGUGCCCAGGGUGUUUUUUACACCAAAGACUCAGAAAUGACACAGGGGGCUCUGAGUGUUCAUGAUACAAUAUCUUUGUCUGAAGAUAUUUUACUAAUUUUGCAAAGAUGGAUGAAAUGUAAUCCUUGACUUGUUUGUGAAAUCACUAUGAAUUAAAUUG